AUGAAUGCUAUUUGUGAAAAUAGUCUUUAUAACAAAUGCUCGUGCAAAAAUAAAUAUCAUUUACCAUUACCAUUACCAUUGUAUGAUGGGCAUUGUCAUAUCGAUCUUUUUUUUCGUUAUGAAUUUAAUAAAAAUGACUUCGAUACUCAAUUUGCCAAUGGAAGAAAAAUGAUAUUCAUUGACAAUAAACAUCAAUAUUAUCGUUGGUUCACGGAUUAUCACCUGGACAAUCCAAAUGUUAAAAUAUUCACCACUUAUGGAAUUCAUCCCAAAUAUUUACCAUCAGAUAUAUCAUAUGUAGUUAAAGAAUUAAAAAACAUUUUCAUGAAUAAAUAUAGUAAUAUUAUUACGGAAAAAGUUGCAAUUGGUGAAUGUGGACUUGAUUCAACAAGUAGUUUCUCAUUCGAAUUACAAUUGACUUUGUUUAAAAUGCAAUUAAAAUUAGCAGCACAACUUAGUUUACCUGUAGUUUUACAUGGUCGUGGUAUAGCGUCAUUUAAUUUAAUGUUCAAUGAAUUAAAAUUACAUUUAAAUCCAACUCAUAGAAUUCACUGGCAUUGUAUUAAUCAAAAAAGUGAUCUUAAUGUAAUUACAGUUUUUCUUAAUUACUUCAAAAAUUCUUAUAUCGGUUUAAAUUGUUCUAUUUUCUCUCAUGAUGAUCUUGAAUCUCAAACUUUAUUUCAUAAAUGGCUUGUAUCAAUAGAAAAUAUUAUUUAUAAAAUUAUUCUUGAAACAGAUUUUCCCUUUUUGAAACCAUCUAUACUAGAAUCUAAACAAUACAAUCCUAUUAGUGGUAUAACAUACACAGCACAACACCUUGUCAACAUUUUACGAAAAAAAAAUUUGAACACAACCAAAAUCAUUGAUCAAUCCAAUAAAAACAUAAAACAAAUGUACGGCAUCGAUUGA
This is a messenger RNA of Rotaria sp. Silwood2, 909 nucleotides long. The record is from the annotation of a GenBank genome assembly. NCBI's taxonomy places the organism in Eukaryota, Metazoa, Rotifera, Eurotatoria, Philodinida, Philodinidae.